Messenger RNA from Leptonychotes weddellii (Weddell seal), 1740 nucleotides. It is a transcript of the gene SLC5A7, whose product is annotated as solute carrier family 5 member 7. Gene Ontology annotation, biological process: choline transport; transmembrane transport; neuromuscular synaptic transmission. Gene Ontology annotation, molecular function: choline:sodium symporter activity. The record is from RefSeq and is a predicted model, not a curated record. Gene Ontology annotation, cellular component: synapse; axon; dendrite. NCBI's taxonomy places the organism in Eukaryota, Metazoa, Chordata, Mammalia, Carnivora, Phocidae.
AUGACUUUCCAAGUGGAAGGACUGAUAGCUAUCAUCGUGUUCUACCUUCUAAUAUUGCUGGUUGGAAUAUGGGCUGCCUGGAGAACCAAAAACAGUGGCAGCUCAGAAGAACGCAGUGAGGCCAUCAUAGUUGGUGGCCGAGACAUUGGUCUGCUGGUGGGUGGAUUUACCAUGACAGCCACCUGGGUCGGAGGAGGUUACAUCAAUGGGACUGCUGAAGCAGUGUAUGUACCAGAUUAUGGUCUAGCUUGGGCUCAGGCACCAAUUGGAUAUUCUCUUAGUCUGAUUUUAGGUGGUUUGUUCUUUGCAAAGCCUAUGCGUUCCAAGGGAUAUGUGACCAUGUUAGACCCAUUUCAGCAGAUCUAUGGAAAACGCAUGGGUGGGCUCCUAUUUAUUCCUGCACUAAUGGGAGAAAUGUUUUGGGCUGCAGCCAUUUUCUCUGCCUUAGGAGCCACCAUCAGCGUGAUCAUUAACGUCAACGUGCAAGCUUCUGUCAUCGUCUCUGCACUGAUCGCCACUCUGUACACGCUGGUGGGUGGUCUCUAUUCUGUGGCCUACACCGAUGUAGUUCAGCUUUUCUGCAUCUUCAUAGGCCUGUGGAUCAGCGUCCCUUUCGCCCUGUCGCAUUCUUCAGUUACUGACAUUGGGUACACUGCUCUGCAUGCCAGAUACCAAAAGCCUUGGCUGGGGACCAUUGAAUCAUUUGAAGUCUAUACUUGGCUUGAUAGUUUUCUGCUGUUGAUGCUGGGUGGAAUCCCAUGGCAAGCCUACUUCCAGAGGGUCCUCUCUUCAUCCUCAGCCACCUAUGCUCAAGUGUUGUCUUUCCUGGCAGCUUUUGGGUGCCUGGUGAUGGCUCUACCAGCCAUACUCAUUGGGGCCAUUGGAGCAUCAACAGACUGGAACCAGACUUCAUACGGGCCUCUAGGUCCCAAGGACAAAAAUGAAGCGGACAUGAUCUUACCCAUUGUUCUGAAGUAUCUCUGCCCUGUGUACAUUUCUUUCUUUGGCCUUGGUGCAGUUUCUGCUGCUGUUAUGUCAUCAGCAGAUUCUUCGAUCUUGUCAGCAAGUUCCAUGUUUGCCCGGAACAUCUACCAGCUUUCAUUCAGACAAAAUGCAUCAGACAAGGAAAUCAUCUGGGUCAUGCGAAUCACCGUAUUUGUGUUUGGAGCUUCCGCCACAGCCAUGGCCUUACUAACGAAGACCGUGUACGGGCUCUGGUACCUCAGCUCAGACCUCGUUUACAUCAUCAUCUUCCCCCAGCUGCUUUGUGUGCUCUUCGUCAAGGGAACCAACACAUAUGGGGCUGUGACAGGUUAUGUGUCUGGCCUUUUCCUGAGAAUAACUGGCGGGGAGCCAUAUCUGUACCUGCAGCCCUUGAUCUUUUACCCUGGUUAUUACUCUGAUAAGAAUGGCAUAUAUAAUCAGAGAUUCCCAUUUAAAACCCUUGCCAUGGUGACCUCGUUCUUAUCCAACAUUUGCAUCUCCUAUCUAGCCAAAUACCUAUUUGAAAGUGGAACCUUGCCGCCCAAAUUAGAUGUGUUUGAUGCUGUUGUCGCAAGGCACAGUGAAGAAAACAUGGAUAAGACAAUUCUGGUCAAAAAUGAAAACAUUAAGUUGGAUGAACUUGCACCUGUGAAGCCCCGACAGAGCCUAACUCUCAGCACCACUUUCACCAAUAAGGAGGCCUUCGUCAACAUCGACUCCAGCCCAGAAGGGUCUGGGAUUGAAGAUAACUCAUAA